Messenger RNA from Lathyrus oleraceus (garden pea), 2542 nucleotides. RefSeq lists its product as uncharacterized. The transcript is spliced from 7 exons. NCBI's taxonomy places the organism in Eukaryota, Viridiplantae, Streptophyta, Magnoliopsida, Fabales, Fabaceae. Bases 415 to 2337 code for a protein of 640 amino acids. Gene Ontology annotation, biological process: lipid catabolic process. The record is from RefSeq and is a predicted model, not a curated record.
AUGAAAAACUUUCCACCCAAUUUACCCCCACCGUAUUCCCAAACAACAAAAGCAACCAAGGACAUCAUCGUCAUUUCAUAAAAACACUAUGUCAAGCUUCUCGUUCAGAUUGUCGUGUUCCUUCCAAAGUGGUAAUAAUCUUUCACAAUAAAAAGAAAAACAAAACACCCUUCUCUGUUUUUUCUCUGUUUCGUUUCCGAUUUCACACAGACAACACACGCACGCAUACACAAACAAAACAAACCCAAAAAGUUAAAACCUCUCAUUUAUAAUCUUUUUCGAAACCCCAUUAUUUUGAAUCCAACAAAAUUCAAUUUUGUUUUCGUUUAUUCUUUUGGGGUUGUUGUUUACUUGAUUUCUUCUGCGGCGCGUAACCGUUCUCCGUUCGAUCUCCGACACCGCUAGGUAUUUUUUAUGGCGGCGGGGACAAUGGCGACGGCGGCCGGAGCUGCGGUGAUGCUGUACUACGUGAGUCGGAGGUUGACGAAGAAGGAGGAAGAGGAAGAAGAUGAUCACGACGGCGAUGUGUCGAAAUCGAGUAGAUCGAUUCGACGGAGAAGGAUUUCCCGGAGACCAGCUCAGGCACCGGCGACUCUGCUUGAAUCCAUUGUUACUUUGUCUGAGACUUUGCGGUUUACGUAUGCGGAGACACUUGGGAAAUGGCCGAUUGGGGAUUUAGCUUUUGGGAUCAAUUACUUCAUGCGUAAACAGGGUAAUUUGGCAGUUGCUAGUGUGUAUGCUGGAAGCGAUUGUGUGCAACUGAAAGGAGAUGAAAUUAUUGUCGAAUUGUAUGAGCUUUUGAGGCUAUUGACAUUGGGUAUGCUUUUUUCGAAGAAGCCGUUUCCUGUGUUUUUAGAUUCAGCUGGAUUUUCGGUGGAAGAUGUUCUCAUGCAGAAGCCUAAAGCUGGGCUUCUGAAACCUGCUUUCACAAUUAUACGCGAUACACAGUCAAAAUGUUUACUUCUAUUGAUCCGGGGCACUCAUAGCAUAAAAGAUACACUGACAGCUGCAACUGGCGCUGUCGUGCCCUUCCAUCAUUCGGUUUUAAAUGAUGGUGGAAUAAGCAACUUGGUUUUAGGAUAUGCGCACUGUGGUAUGGUUGCUGCUGCUCGGUGGAUUGCAAAGCUCUGUACUCCUACCCUACUUAAGGCUCUUGCUGAAUGUCCAGACUUCAAUGUCAAGAUUGUUGGGCACUCACUUGGCGGUGGUACUGCUGCGCUAUUAACAUAUAUUCUUAGAGAGCAGAAAGAGUUCUCGUCAAGUACUUGUGUCACAUUUGCCCCAGCUGCGUGUAUGACAUGGGAGUUAGCAGAAUCAGGAAAGCACUUUAUUACUACCAUCAUAAAUGGUUCUGACUUAGUGCCAACAUUUUCAACUUCAUCUAUUGAUGAUCUCCGAUCUGAGGUCACCGCAUCCUCUUGGUUGAAUGAUUUACGGGAUCAGGUUGAACAUACAAAGGUCCUGAAUGUUGUCUACCGCUCUGCAACGGCACUUGGAUCUCGCCUACCGACUAUAUCUAGCGCAAAAGCUAGGGUAGCUGGUGCAGGUGCUAUUCUGUGGCCAGUAACCAGUGGCACUCAGCAGGUUAUGAUGAAGCGUGCACAAAGUGUUGCAGAAGCUGUUGUCAGAACUCGAUCGUCGCUGUCAUCAUGGUCUUGCAUGACUGCCCGCCGACGAAAUGUCGCUCCAUUGGCAAACUCAGAUACAGAAGACUUAACUACUGAAGUUUCUCUAUUAUCUGAGAGAAUAUCUGGAUCUCUUUUGACUGAAAAGGUAGCAACAGAGUCUGUGCUUACUGAAGAACACAAUUCCUCAGUCACAGGAUCAGGCCAUGAUGACACAGAUGAAGAGGAACAUCUCAUUCCUGCUAACCAAGACAUCACCACAUCCUCCGUAGAUGACAUAACAGAAGGCCAGUUAUGGUACGAACUGGAAAAGGAGCUUCAAAAACAGGACGACACCAUAGACAUUCAUGCUCAGGAAGAAGAGGCUGCAGCAGCAAAAGAGAUCACUGAAGAAGAAAAUCAGCUUGUCGAUGCUGCAGAAUGCAGUAAUUCAAUCACAACAUCCGAUAACUUAGAUAACCAUCGGUUUUAUCCACCAGGCAGAAUCAUGCACAUUGUAUCUAUGCCUUCAUCCGAUACUUCAGAUUCAAAUUCCGAUGAUCAUCCUAUAGAAGAACAUGUCCGCUUAUAUGAAACACCGAGAGAGCUGUACAGCAAGCUCAGACUGUCGAAAACGAUGAUAAAUGACCAUUACAUGCCAAUGUAUAAAAAGAUGAUGGAAUUAUUAAUCCGAGAAUUAGAGAAAGAUAGCAGUUCUAAUAGUUUAAUGUGACACAUACAAGUGCAUUUGGAAAGUUAUUAGUGAAUACAGAUUUCAGUUAUUUUAUAAUCUCAAUGCUUCCCUCUUCAUCAGUCUUGAUAGGGUAUUUCUUUCUGUAUAUACACAACAAAUUAUUGAAGCAUUGAUUGAUUAUGUGUACCAUAAUAGGUAAAAUCUGAGAAUGAUAUUUCUUUCUUACAAAAGGAAAGUUUACACA